Harmonia axyridis is the source of this 1939-nucleotide messenger RNA. RefSeq lists its product as uncharacterized. NCBI's taxonomy places the organism in Eukaryota, Metazoa, Arthropoda, Insecta, Coleoptera, Coccinellidae. Bases 56 to 1300 code for a protein of 414 amino acids. The record is from RefSeq and is a predicted model, not a curated record. The transcript has 8 exons.
AUGUUUUUAUGUUAAUUCCAUAGAGUGAUAAUCUGAGGUUAAUGAUACUUACUCUAUGGUUAAUUCACAUUUGAACUUUGAAGAACUGUAUUUCAAAUAUUUUUAUUGCUCUGACAAUCCUGUUUGUACGAAAAUAGCGUUCAACAUGAAUGAAGUCAACAAUAAUCUGACCUGUGACAUUUGCAAAAAGAAAUUCUCCAGAGUGUGGGUGAAAAAUCGUCAUUUAAAAGAUAUUCACCAUGUGGAAGAGAAAAAAUCAGAAAGCAGAAAAGCAGUUCAUAUGAAGUGUCCUAUUUGCCCUGAAGAGGAAAAGAAACCUUUUGAUUCACAUGGAAUAUUAUCAACUCAUUUGGAAGAAAUUCAUUCUAUAAGUAUCAAAACAUCUUUACUUAAUUUUAGGAAUGAAGAAGAAUUUGAGGCUUGGCGAGCAACAGAUAAUAGGACCGCUAAUUAUACAAAGCGCUUAAGCAAAAACACUAAAAAUGGAUUGUUGGUAUAUUAUGAAUGCAAUCGCAGUUAUUUUUCAGGGUAUACCAGCCAAUGCAGCAAACGCAACAUGAAAACUGGUGGAAGCAUCAAAAUAUCUGGAUUCUGCCCCUCGAGAAUUCAUGCAAAAUUCAGCAGUGCAGGCGUUAGUGUUAAGUAUGUAGAGACUCAUGUUGGACAUAAGGAUGAACUACGAUCCAAACACUUGUCCAAAAAACAGCAAGAAAUCAUAGCAGGCAAAUUGAUGAGUGGAGUCACAAAAGAAAAAAUAUUAGAGGAUGCAAGAAUUCUAACGAAUGACAAAUUAGAAAGGAUUAAUGUGCUUACUAGAGGAGAUCUAGAUUAUAUAAUUAGAAAAUUUAAUAUAAAUAAAAGAAAACAUGAUGACGACAUGAUAGCGAUAGAAUCAAAAGUAAGAAGAGAAGUUCAUUCAAAAGCAGAAAGUGGAGUUGCAGAAAAGCCACUUGGGAUGCCGAUAUUUCCUGCAGUUGAUUUGAUGGAAGAAAAAAGCGAUUCAGUUUUAGGUGUAGGAACUUCAGUGGAUGAUGACUAUGAUUCAUACAUAUGUAAGCCUUCACCUAGUACAGAUACUUAUGAAAUGGAUGGAAAAAAUUUCAUGAAUGAAACUCUACAAAAGUCCAACAUUUCAGUAGAUUCUAGUACAAAAAUAGAUAUUGUAUUACAAGAGGCAAGAAGGAAACUCCAGUUAUUGGAUGAAGAUUCACUUCGUAAGGUGGCAAAAGCAAUUGAUGAAAAAUAUAAUCUGAUAUUCAAUAAUCCUUGUAACAGUAGGAAAAGAAAGAGAGACAAAUAAUUAUAUUUCCUUAUCAAAAAGGAGCUGGAAUAUGCAUCACAGGUGUGAAGUUUAAAGUGAAAAUGAAAUUCUACUUAUGUUGGCUAGAAGUAUUUUCAAGAGAGGCAUGGAAAGGUUCACUAUUUACAAAAUAUAUGUAUGUUUUAAUUUAUGAUUACUUCUUGAUGCAAAUGUGCCCUUUAUCAUUUUGAAGCAUUCCAGAUCUGUAUACAGUUGUUUCCAGAUAUGUACAUAGGUUAUUCAGACAAAGAACCUUCUGAAAUCUAUCCAAAAUACUGAGAUGAGAAUAAGAUUGAAUAUAUAAAGAGGCUCAUUAUCAAUGGAAGGUUGCAUUCUAUUUUGAGUUCUCAAAAAUUAACUAAAUGGGUUUUUUGUAUCAACAGCUUUUUAGAAAGUUUUUCUGCCUAAAUAAUUCAAUUAAGACACACAUCAAUAAACAAAUUACAACUGUUAUGCUUUUUAUAUAUGUUAGUGAAUUUUUAUUUUUCUUUCAAGUAUCUUGAAAUUCCAUUGAAAAUACAUUUAUCUUUUCAUAUAAUUUUAAUUAUUUUUAUAAUUAUAAUAUACCACAUUCUUUACUGAAAUAUAUGUUAUUUAAAAUUUAAUAAUUUGUCAUUAUUUAUUCAAACAUUACUUAUU